CUGCGUGCCAGUCAGUCACUGCAUCGGGUCCAUCUGUACAACUCUCUCCGCGCGCUCUCGCUGUCUCGCUCUCUCGCUCUCCGCUCUUACUCUCUCAUCUCUCUCACCCUAUCUCUCCAUCUCUCUCUCUCUCUCUUUCUCCCUCACUCUCUCUCCCUCUCCUCUCUUUAGGCACAGCCUACGAGACAGCAAAACCAACACCUCUGGACAUGGAAACGCACUGAUACGAUAGGCAAAAGAAACACUCGAUUGCAUCCCCCGGUUCCAGGUGGCCUUAUUUGGGCGAUUCGUUCCUGACCUUAUUCCUGUGAUGGAGGAUUCAGGCAUCCAGCGAGGCAUCUGGGAUGGAGAUGCCAAGGCUGUCCAGCAAUGUCUGACAGAUAUUUUUACCAGUGUUUACACCACCUGCGACAUCCCUGAGAAUGCUAUAUUUGGUCCCUGCAUCCUGAGCCAUACUUCCCUGUACGACAGCAUAGCUUUCAUAGCCCUCAAGUCCACGGACAAGAGAACAGUCCCCUAUAUCUUCCGGGUAGACACCUCAGCGGCAAAUGGAUCUUCAGAAGGUCUCAUGUGGCUGCGACUUGUCCAAUCAGCCAGAGAUAAAGAAGAGCAGAACCUUGAAGCCUAUAUAAAAAACGGACAGCUGUUUUACCGCUCUCUCCGCAGGAUUGCCAAAGACGAGGAGUUACUAGUUUGGUAUGGGAAAGAACUGACUGAGUUACUCUUGCUCUGCCCCUCUAGAUCCCACAGCAAAAUGAAUGGGUCGUCCCCUUACACAUGCCUGGAAUGCAGCCAACGUUUCCAGUUUGAGUUCCCCUAUGUGGCGCAUCUGCGCUUCCGCUGCCCCAAGAGACUUCACAGCGCUGAUGCCAGCCCCCAAGAAGAGCAAGGCGGCGGCGUGGGCACCAAGGAUCACGGAGGCGGGGGCGGUGGCAAGGAUCAGCAGCAGCAGCAACAAGAGGCGCCCUUGGGCCCCGGCCCCAAGUUCGGCAAAGCCGGCCCCAUCCACCACUACCCGGCCCCCUCCCCCGAGGGCAGUAAUCAGCCUGCGGCCGGCGGCGGCGGCGGCGGCGCCAAGCCCUCCACGGACUUUCACAACCUGGCCCGGGAGCUCGAAAACUCGGGGGGAGGCAACAGCUGCUCCCCGGUCCGGAGCCUCGGCAGCGGCGGCGGCCACCAGGAGGCGGAGCUGAGUCCCGACGGCAAUGCCAACGGCGGCGGCAAGGGGAAGAGGAAAUUCCCGGAGGAGGCGGCUGAGGGGGGCGGCGGCGUGGGGCUGGCGGGGGGCCGGGGUCGCUUCUCCGAGCGGCCCCUGCCCGCCUCCAAGGAGGACUUAGUGUGCACGCCGCAGCAGUACCGCGCCGCGGGCAGCUACUUCAGCCUGGAAGAGAACGGCCGCCUUUUCGCUCCGCCCAGCCCCGAGACGGGCGAGGCGAAGCGCAGCGCCUUCGUGGAGGUGAAAAAGGCGGCCCGAGCGGCGGGUCUGCAGGAGGAGCGGCCUGGGGGCCCUCUGCCUAGCCGGUUGGAGGGCGGCAGCCCGGCGCGGGGCAGCGCCUUCACCUCGGUGCCGCAGCUGGGGGGCUCGGGAGGCAACGGCGCGGGCGGCGGCGCUGCCGCGGGGGCUUCCGGCGGCGCGGGCGGCGGCCAGGGUGCCUCCUCGGACGAGCGGAAGAGCGCCUUCUCGCAGCCGGCGCGCUCCUUCUCUCAGCUGUCCCCGUUGGUGCUGGGCCAGAAGCUGAGCGCGCUCGAGCCGUGCCACCCCGGCGACGGGGUGGGCCCCACCAGACUCUACCCUGCCGCCACCGACCCUCUGGCCGUGAAGCUCCAGGGGGCCGCGGACCUGAACGGAGGUUGCGGGGCCCUGCCGACCGGCGGCGGCGGCGGCGGCCUGCCCAAACAGAACCCCUUCCUCUACGCCACCGCUUUCUGGCCCAAGAGCUCCGCGGCAGCGGCGGCGGCGGCGGCGGCGGCCGCGGGGCCCCUGCAGUUGCAGCUGCCCUCUGCGCUCACGCUGCUGCCGCCCUCCUUCACCUCGCUGUGUCUGCCCGCGCAAAACUGGUGCGCCAAGUGCAAUGCCUCCUUCCGCAUGACCUCCGACCUGGUGUACCACAUGCGGUCGCAUCACAAAAAGGAGUACGCGAUGGAGCCCUUGGUGAAGCGGCGGCGGGAGGAGAAACUCAAGUGCCCCAUUUGCAAUGAGUCCUUCAGGGAGCGCCACCACCUCUCCAGGCACAUGACCUCGCAUAAUUGACACGGAAAAGACCCUAGCUUUCCGCGCGCGCACACUCACAGUCAAGCCACCUACAGGAAAAACACGCGAGGACAUCCACCACCUCCUUGUGACCUGAAACGUUGCACCCAGAGACAGAAACACACACACUGAAACAUACACGUGCCACCCCCAACCUUUUCAUUUACAUGUUUACCUGCGACCUACAUUACACACACACACACACACACACACACACACACACACACACACAUACAAACACACACAAAAGCAAGACAGGAUGGUGGAUUUUUGAUUGGGUGGGUUGUUCGAGGGGUUUUCUUUUGAAUGCACGCAUUUUCACUUUCCAAAAACAAAGGUACAUUUUUAAAAAUGUCAUAUAUUGCAACAUAUUGAUGCAUUUGUCAUACGUUUCUACUUAAAUUAUUAAGCACUUACGGUUUAGAUGUAAUAAUUAUAUGUAAGGGCAAAAUUUAUUUUAGAUAUAAAGUAAAGGAGGAGGGUGAGAUGCUUUCUGCAUUUCUUGAUGACAGUUUGUGUUCUUACAAAAAUAAAUAAAAAGAAAAAGGGGUCACGAUUCAAUUUAAGUUUCCAGGGGGAAGUGCAUGUAUCACGAAAUGAUUAUGGACUUCAAUGAAGAAUGUCAUCAUUAUGUAAAUAUGUAUUUCCUUUUAAUACAAAGUGUAAUUUUGUGCCAGUGAAAUGGAGUCUGAAUAGUUAUGUGUUUCUUUUAUCCCUGGAAAGAUUAAACUUUAUAGAUUAUCCAGGUAUGUUGGAUGCUUUGACAAUAAAUGACUAUUUUCUUCGAA
This is a messenger RNA of Ailuropoda melanoleuca (giant panda), 3039 nucleotides long. It is a transcript of the gene PRDM8, whose product is annotated as PR/SET domain 8. NCBI's taxonomy places the organism in Eukaryota, Metazoa, Chordata, Mammalia, Carnivora, Ursidae. Gene Ontology annotation, molecular function: protein binding. Gene Ontology annotation, biological process: regulation of DNA-templated transcription; oligodendrocyte development. The record is from RefSeq and is a predicted model, not a curated record. Gene Ontology annotation, cellular component: nucleus.